AUGACAAACUCUUCCAAGCAGAUAUCGCAAUUAGAUGUUUGCAGUUACGUCUACGAUGGUAUGCCUGAUUGGCUUCCAGCAUAUCUAACCACCCCAGUGACUGUAUCGCUUAUCUUCUUAUCUGUCAUCAAUCUGCUUAUGUCUGCUUGUACUAUAUUUCUAAAUGUCCUGGUAAUGAUAGCCGUCAAGACAUCUCCGCGGCUGAAAACCAAUUGCAACAUGUUGCUGGCCUCUUUAGCUGGAACCGAUUUGAUGACUGGCGCCAUUGGACAGCCGCUGACGGUGGCAAAACAAACACGCCGUCUUGGAGGAAGCUCGGUGGAUUCUUACUCCGUGUGCCUCCUAGAGGGAGCCGUCACUGUAACGUCUGUAACUGCUUCUAUUCAACAUUUAGCGUUGCUAAGCAUCGAACGCUACCUCGCGAUUAUGCACCCUUACAAAUAUCCUGAAAUUAUCACCAAAUAUCGCUUGGUCGCAAGCGCGGUCACUGUUUGGUCAGUUGCUGCUUUGAUGACUGUUCUGACUUAUAUAUUCUCGCUUAACAAUGUCUUCAACUCUGUUUUUCGCGUUAUCUUAAUAGUUGCUAGUAUUUCUAUCCUCAUCUUUUGUCAGAUUGCCGUUUAUCGAGAAGCUCGUUCGCAGAUGCUCAAAAUCGCUUCUCAACAAAUCUCCACCGAGGCCAAAGAAACAUUUUUAAAAGAAAAGAAAGCUUUGAACACUACGAGAAUUGUUAUUGGAGUGGUCCUGCUUUCGUUCGUGCCUUUGUUUCUAUUUCGACUUUUUAUGAUGCCUUUCUUGAGUUCACCCGCUAUGAAAUUCGUAAUGGAAUACGCCUUUAGAUCUCUUGCGCUCUGUAACUCGGUCUGUAAUCCUUUAAUUUACUGCGCUAGGAACAAGGAGUUUCGAAAAGCUUUUAAAAGACUUCUAUGUAAGCAAUGUCAUCUUCAACCAAAUUGA
Porites evermanni is the source of this 957-nucleotide messenger RNA. The record is from the annotation of a GenBank genome assembly. Lineage: Eukaryota; Metazoa; Cnidaria; Anthozoa; Scleractinia; Poritidae.